Dreissena polymorpha is the source of this 744-nucleotide messenger RNA. RefSeq lists its product as uncharacterized. The record is from RefSeq and is a predicted model, not a curated record. Lineage: Eukaryota; Metazoa; Mollusca; Bivalvia; Myida; Dreissenidae. The coding region runs from base 105 to 506 and encodes 133 amino acids. The transcript is spliced from 4 exons.
UAACAGGUUUUUUCACGGUUGAUCUGGAUUGCCUUACGGCUCCAAGUGAAGAAUUGGUGGUGCGAUGCACAGACACUACAUGGGUGCAGCAAAUCAAAGAGAGCAUGAGAUCUCAACCAUCACGGCCAGUCACAAGAAUUCCGGUUCUGUGUGAAAGAGAGAUUCCCCCAGUGGAUUUUUGCAUUAACACCAUGCAACCACUUCUGACACUGGGGGGAAACCAUAUGGUGACAGCCAUGAAGGACCUGCUAAUAGAAGAAGCUGGCAAUCCUGAUUAUGAAUGUUUGAGGCAAGUGGAUGUAGAAGUUUAUGUUGGGCUUACGCCCAGAGAAGCCAUGUUUGUUGCAUCAUGGCACAACAUACAAUGUUCACAGAAGCCAAUGAACUUCCAGGACAAAGUACGCAUGGCGCGGAAAAUAUAUGAAAGUAGAAGUACGUGUAGCAGCAAUUGGAAGGGGGAAGUAAUGGUGGCCCUUGGUUCUUUGGACAAAAAGGCAUGUAUCUAAAUGUAAAUGUACCAGUAAGCUGAGAACUUAGUCAUUUCAUAAGUGUUGAAUUUUCAAUUAUUAAAGUAAAAACAAUCCUGAAUCGUAUAUCUAAAACAGGUGUGGGUUGUACAAACAGCAAGUCAGUUACUGACUUACCAUGAACAAAACAUCAAUUUAAAAAAAUGAUUCCAUUAUAAUAUAUUAAUGUUACAAGGAAAUAAUAUUGGAAAAAAAACAUUAAGAUUUGUGCUGAUUA